AUGACUGUCGAUACAUUAAGGUGGUGGCUGGUAGUAGUUGCUUUACUGAUUGGUUCUACCUUUGCCAGAGACUGUUCAAGGGAUGAUUUUGUUUGCCGGCCAGGCUAUCGUCCACAGGAUGGAGGUGACUGUCUGAUUCAAUCGGACUUGAAGGCUACUAUUAGGAAUAGUCAGUGUGGCGGUGCAGAUGCUGAUAGGUAUACCAUUCCUAACGGGCUAAUGCUAAAGUCAGAUAUUGCAUGCACUAAGGAUGAGGGUGCUGACUAUCUUGAAGAUACUGUUGGGGAGUGUCCGAGUGACUCGUUGGCGCUGUCUUUGGAUGAUGGAGACGAUAACCCCGAUGAAGAGGAAGGAGAUCCCGAAAAUUCCAAGGAUGGUAAGAACGAUGGUAAGGUAAAGAUCUCUAUUUUCACCUUUAAAGGUAAAGUGAAGAAUUACAUCUAUUUGAAACGAAAGAUGGACUCGGCAGCUACAGACGAGACUCUUUUGGCACUCACGACCCAAAAUGAGGUGUUUGUCACGCAUGAUCAGGGUAGUACGUGGGAAGAAGUGUCACCAGAUGACGAGUUUCUGGCUAUUUAUUUGAACGAGUAUGAUACCGACCAUGCAUAUUUGCUUGCUACUAAUGAUAAAGUGGUUUAUUCGAGUGACAGAGCAGAUAAUUGGAAGUAUUUCCGUACUCCAUGUAGUGCUAUCCCUGGUGUUGAUCCUCUUAUCUUCCAUCCAACCAGAAGAUCAUAUCUUCUUUGGAUUGGUCAGAUUGGAUGUGAUAAUCAGUAUUCCAAAGCAUGUCGAACAGCUGUCUUCAUCUCUAAAUCUUACGGUAAAAGAUGGAAAGAAAUCCAAGGACACGUCAAGAGGUGUCAAUUUGUCAAUGGAUUGGGAAGACAUGUUGAUCCUGAUCUGGUUAUUUGCCAGAAGGAAUCCAACGAGGCUACCAACUAUCGUUCGGCUUUGUUGGCAUCUUCUGAUGACUUCCAGGAUACCACUAUCACUUUAUUGGAUAAUGUGAUUGGAUUUGUAGAGCAAUCUGGCUUUCUAGUAGCGGCUACGGCUUUGAGUCACGACGAAAUGCGUCUUCACGUGUCAGUAGAUGGCUUAGACUGGCAGAAUGCAUUAUUUCCUGCUAAUUUUCACGUGGAAAAGCAGCAGGCUUACACGAUUUUGUCAGGAAGUACCGGUUCGUUAUUCGUUCAUGUGACUACUAAUCCAAGAGAGAAUACGGAGUUUGGUUCUCUAUUAAAAUCCAACAGUGAUGGACAAUCCUAUGUGUUGACUUUGAACGACAUCAAUAGAGAUUCGAAUGGAUUUGUUGACUUUGAGCAGAUGUCUGGUUUGGAAGGUGUUAUUAUAGUAAAUGCGGUUGAUAAUCCUCGUACUGCUAGACAGGGAUCCCGUAAAGUGCUCAAGACUCUGAUCACUCAUAACGACGGAUCUCAAUGGACAUUAUUGAAUCCACCUUCUGUUGAUUCCGAAGGUAGCAAGUAUGCCUGCUUUGGAGAGUCAUUGGAAGAUUGCAGCUUACAUUUGCAUGGUUAUACAGACAGAGAAGAUUCAAGAGAUACCUUUUCAUCUGGAAGUGCCGUUGGAAUGAUGAUAGGUGUGGGUAAUGUGGGUAAAACAUUGGAAAACUAUUAUGAUGGAAGCACGUUUUUAACUAAGGAUGGUGGUAUCACAUGGAAAGAAGUCAAAAAAGGUGUAUAUAUGUGGGAGUAUGGUGAUCAAGGCUCUGUUAUUGUUCUUGUCAAUGGGAAGGAUAACACCAACACCAUCUCGUAUUCUGUCGAUCAAGGUGAUACAUGGACGGACUUCAAAUUCACUGAUGAGAAAGUGAUGAUUCAGGAUAUAUCGACUGUUCCAAGUGAUAAUUCUCUUGAAUUUUUACUAUUCACUAGAGUUCCUUUGGCCAGAGGUGAUAAGACCAGACUAUAUCAUAUUGACUUCUCACAGCUUCUUUCCGAGCCGUGUAGUUUGGAUUUGAAUCAUCCAGAUACCGACGAUUUCGAGCUUUGGACUCCCCAUCAUCCAUUUCAAGAUGGAAACUGCCUCUUUGGACACGAAUCUCAGUUUUACAGAAAGAUUCCUGGAAGACUUUGCCGUAUUGGCAAGAGUUUGCUUCAACCCUACAAGGUGCUUAGAAAUUGUACUUGUACCAGAGAGGAUUACGAAUGCGACUUCAAUUACUACAGAGAUACUGAUGGAAUAUGCAAAUUGGUUCCUGGAUACAAUCCGCCUAGCCACAAACAGAUCUGUGAUGCUGAAAAUAGUCCUAUUGAAUACUUUCCCGUUACCGGUUACAGAAAGAUUCCAUUAUCUACGUGUGAAGGAGGUCAUCAGUUUGACAGGGCCUCAGAACCGGUCCCGUGCAAGGGUAAGGAAACCGAAUUCCACAAGAAGCAUCCUGGAACCAGUUGGUUUGUUACAGUAGUGGUUUGGAUAUUAGGUAUGGUUUUCUUCCUUGUGAUUGCCCAGUUCUUGUACAAACUCUACGAUAACAAGUAUGGAGAGAUCAGAUUAGAUGACGGAGGAAACUUUUCUAUGGUGGAAAAUGAGGGAACUGUAUUGGAUCAGUUCAAACGACAUUUGAGUUCGACCUUCGUUGGCGCCGUGAAAUUUGCAUCGCAGGUAACUAACUACGUGGGUGACCUUUGGAGAGCGUUUAGAGGUAGAGAACGUCCUGUGAUCAGUGCCUACGUUGUUUCCGAGGAAGACAUCAGAGAUGACCAGCUCUUUGAUUCUGCACAUGACAUUGAAUCCAGUUACAACGAUGAUACUGUAGAUUGA
Molecule: messenger RNA, 2784 nt
Organism: Brettanomyces nanus
Lineage: Eukaryota; Fungi; Ascomycota; Pichiomycetes; Pichiales; Pichiaceae
Exons: 1
Coding region: 1-2784 (927 amino acids)
Biological process (GO): Golgi to endosome transport; Golgi to vacuole transport; protein targeting to vacuole
Cellular component (GO): Golgi apparatus; membrane
Molecular function (GO): protein binding
Source: RefSeq, a predicted model, not a curated record